AUGUCCUCAUUUCAGAUACCAGUGCUGGAUUUGGCUCAAAAGCCGAACCAGGAUUCAGAUAGUAUAAAUAGCACUCCUUCAUCAGCUGGACCCGAAAGCAUUCGUGAUAAUUUAAUGGAUUCAUCCAGCCAAAUGAAUCACGUUCCUUCUAUAUUAUCAUCAUCUUGGCAUGUAGAGUCACGCUCUACUGUAAAUCGACUUUCUGACGAAUCGAGUAAUUGGUUGCUUUUCCCUUCUGGAGAUAAUCAGUUUCGACACGAAGUUUUAAGUGGUAAUAAUAUUGAUUCUACUCCUUGCGAUCUUUCGACUACAACCAGCAAUUUGACUGAGGGGACUUUUCCCUUUGCCGAUAAUUUCAGUAAUGCAACAUCUGAUCGGGUAGAACUAGCACAAAGAAGAAAUGCCACAAACCAACGGAUUGAAUCCUGGAGACAAGAGCAGGUAAGGAUUCUUUUGGGUGAAUUGUCUGGUACAACUAAUCCUAUAAUUACUAAUCAUGGAAGUGGGAAUCUGCGUCCAUUUGAGGCACGUGAUUUAUUAAGAAAAUGGGACUUGGAGAGUCUUUCUACUGACAGAAAAUGGCGAAAGUGUACAAAGAUAGAAAAGUUAUACGGAGAUUAUGUCAUUAGGGGAUAUUCAGGAUCUCAUCUUAAGGAGAUUAAGACCGCGUUAAAUGAUUUGGCUACUUAUCUUAAAGAUUCAUUAAGGAGCCCACCUAAAGUCAAGGCGAUAAAGCACGAAUAUAAAAGGCAGCGCAAUAGGCACUCGGACAGCCAAUUCAUGAAUAAUCCUUCACUCCAGAAAUGCAUUCCCAUAUAUUUGAAAGGCAUAAUUGUGGAAUCAAAUCUAUUUUAUGAUUUUCAAACCCGGGAAGCAGAUGGAUGUACUGAUAAAGAAUGUGAUACAGAAGAAAGAGAGGUUAACGAACAGCCCAAUGACGAGAGUGUCGGCGUUAUUCCCAUGAGAAGACAGAAUUUCUGGGAGACAGACAGUGUUGAUUCAAGUCAAUUUACAACCAGAUCGGAGAGCAUUGUUGGAUUUUAG
Messenger RNA from Brettanomyces bruxellensis, 1044 nucleotides. RefSeq lists its product as uncharacterized. The record is from RefSeq and is a predicted model, not a curated record. The transcript has a single exon. NCBI's taxonomy places the organism in Eukaryota, Fungi, Ascomycota, Pichiomycetes, Pichiales, Pichiaceae. Bases 1 to 1044 code for a protein of 347 amino acids.